CAUUACAGACUUUUCCAGAAAAUUGGAUGGAAAAGGCAGAGAUUUAAGAGAAGACCAGCUGAGUGACACUGACCAAAACUUAGAUUUCUUAUCAGGAAAAUGAGAGUGGAUUAGAUGAUCGUCAAGGUCUCCUAAGGCUCAUCGAGAUCUUACGCUCAGAAGGACACAUCAAGUGAUGCAUCUCGUUACACAUGAGAGGUGUCCAAAAUGUCUUAAAUGAUGAUGACAAUGACCACGGAUAUUUUGCAAAUGAUUAAUAAAGUGGGCACCCAAGCAGUGGUGGCUGGAGGCAGCUUGCACUGGCUCACGAGAGGCUGCUUGUCCCUGACGGGCCCCAGCUCUGUGAUGGGAACCAUGGGAGGCUCUCUGAGAGUGUGGUGUCAGUACGAGAAGGCGUACAAGGGGUAUAACAAAUACUGGUGCAGAGGAAAGUAUGACACAUCACGUGACGUCAUUGUGGAGACCAAAGGAGAAGAGAAAGAAGAAAGGAAUGGCCGCGUGUCCAUCAGAGACUAUGCUGAUGACCUCACCUUCACAGUGACCAUGGAGAACCUCAAUGCUAAUGACGCUGGAUCCUACUGGUGUAGAAUUCAGAGAGUCUGGAUCCUGGACGUGUUGUCAUAUGACCCCUCAGUCCAGGUUAAGGUGUCUGUUUUCCCAGCACCAAGUACAACCACAGGGCAGACCACAUGUCCAGCUGCACCUGCUCCCUUCCCCACCGUGAAUGCUGGGCAGACCCUCAGCACCAAGGAGGUGUCAACGCGCUGCACAAGGUCAUGGCUCAAGGCCUGGAGACCACGGAGGAGGGGGUCCCUCCUCAGCAGCGUCCACUUCCUGCUCCUGGUCUUCCUGAAGCUGCCCCUGUUCCUGAGCACAGUCGGUGCUGCCCUCUGGGUGAACAGACCUCACAGGGGCCCUGCAGGGAGAGGCAGUCAGCCUGAGCAGGGGAAUCCUGUGCAGUGCACCGUCCCCAGGAAAGCCCUGUCCAGGAAUAUAGCCCUUCAGACUGGACAAGGGAGACCUUUGGACUCUGGACUCCAGGACGGGGAGGCAGCAGAGUGUGUUCUGGAGGGACUCAGGUCUUCUGGGGGAAGUGGUCAAGGGAGAGUCCUGGAUCUUAGAAGACACUUGCUCUGAGUCCUUAGGCGGAGGAGGGCUGGGUCUCCUCUGCCCCUGUUUGCGAUCCUCUUUUCUCCUCCACAGACCCCCUGGUUCCUCGCCCUCAUGCCCACCUCCCAAAGGCAAGAAUUUUCUGGAAGUUGCAUGCUCAGAAGCCUGGCCUUUUUCUCCUCUCCUUGGCACAAAGGCUUCUCAGCUCAGUGUCCCCAGGGAAAUAAACACCUCCUUCUUGCAGACAGGAGGUUCCCCGAGGACACAGCACUCACAGCUUCAGUCCUGGGCUCAUAGGACCCCCACCCCCUCCUCAGGGACCGUCACAGGGGAGUUUGGCCCUGACAGAGUGUGAUCACGAAGCUUCCCUCUGUCUUGCACCCUUGGGCUUCUUCCUCCCUUCCAACUCCUCUUGGGUCUCACUGGGCUUCGAUCCCCCUCCUCUUUUUGUCCCUAUGACCAACGCAUCUCUGCCUGGCUCAGCCAUGGCUGAGCAUCUUCAAUUUAAAGUUCUGGGGCCAGCUGGAGCAGUACUAGGAAAAGGAGGCAGUGGGUGCCCCUGUAUACUUUUGGAAAUCCUUGACUUGGAGGGUCUCCUGUACAUGGAGCUAACAGAGCGUCUAGCUUGAUCCAUGUUAGGAGAAGUCUGACCGUCUGUUGACAAUUAACCCUUUUCACAGAAGAGGCAGAUGUGUUUCCAGGCGCAGGUGCAGGUGUAGGACACAGAGGUGAGGAAAUAACUUUUACCACAUUGGGAUGGUAUGAUGCCACAGCCACUACAGGCAAACCUAGCCCAGGAAAGGGCUCAGUUGGUUUUUGAAUGCUUGUCUAUUGCUCUAUCCCUGAAGUUUGCAAGGAGAAGUUGCACAGUCUGUCACAAGCAAGCGUCACCAUUUUCACUCAGCUUUCUGCAUCCAGACCAAUCCUUUCCUCUGGGAGCUCCUCUGAGCAUUGAGUUCUCAUGCAGGGCUGCCUCUCUCCGAGCCUGAGCGCUGAUUGGCUCCCACAAGGGUGGGGACAUUCAUGGCAUCUCAGGGAGAUCUGGGGCUGGCCCCAAACUCAGCUGAAGGAAAAAUUCAAUCUAAAGAGGCUCAUAAUAAUAAUAAUAAUAAGAUACACAGGGUGAUGUAGGAAACAUAAUAGUGAGCAAGAGAGGAGAUUAUGAUGCACUUUAUAAAAAAGAUAAGCUCACAAGUCAAUGUAGCAUAAGCAAGGCUGGUAAGAGCCACAGCACAGUCACCAGCAAGAUGCCUCAUGAUGUCAGAGGGGAAAACAUUAUGUCAUAUUGGAUGGAUCAGUGGAAGGAGGUGACACUGGAGAAUGAUGUUAAAGGAGGUGUAGAAUGUCAGCCGACUGGGGUGGGAGUGGGGUGGAGAGGAAGAAGAGAGAGAGAGGACGUACUUAGAGCAGCAGCAGCAUAAGUGAAAACUGAGCGGCAGAAAAUCACCAUAAUAGUCACCCGCAGAGGACUUGUCAGCAAACAGAGUGUGAUUGUCACAGUUUCUUGUGGUGGAAGUAUGUCCGGGGCGGGGGGUGAAACUGUGGCAGUGCCGUGGUAGCUGACUUAGGGGAGCUAAGGUGGAGCUGUGCCUUCAGGGGUUUGGGGGAAGCAAAGCAUCCAGUUUGGCCAGGACCCCACUGCAGGUCUGUGUGAGGACCUGAGGAGGAGGUUGCCGGCAAAGCAGCAUGAAGUGUGGAGCAGGGCUGGGAGGUAAAGGCUCCAGAGGCCGGGGAGGAGGGAGCAACGGAGACUUGUUGGAUCUGCACUUUGGGAAGAAUGCAGCGCUCAAGGCUCACACCCAGCCUCGCUGAGUAACAGCCCCGCCUUAACACCCCUUCCAGGCAGCCCCACCACCGUGCACAUCAGACCCUUCCUGCCCUGGGCCACGGUCCCUCCCUGAGUCAGACCCGCUGCCCCUCUUUCGGGACAGCUUCCUCUGUGGUCCUGAGUCUCUGUGAAGCAGAGGCCGCCGCGGGGAGGGGAUAAGGAAGGAGAAGUGCUUUUUGCCUUCACUUCUUUUUGUCCCAGAUGCUCCCUCUCCUGCCUCUUUGCAUACUUCCCUUGGCUCUGGACUGUUGGCCACUUUACUGCACCGAAAUCACUUAUUCUAAUGACCUCCUAAGUGACGUUCCCACACAUCUCCCCUCCUAGGUGCUUCCCUCCCUCUGUCCCCAGCUCCCUCUCCUUCUCUUCUCUCUUCUUUGCUGAAUCCCUCUCCUUGCUCUUGGGUCCCUGCACCCCCACCCCUCUCCCUAGCAUCACCUCCAUGCGCAGGACUGUCACAUGUGCAUCUCUAGCCAACCUCGUCUCUGGCUCAGUUCUUGACUUUCAAAGUCAAUGCUGUUUUGUGGAACUACCUACCCUGUUAGCCGCUUAGACGGGCUCAAAAUGAUAGCCCUUGUCAUCACCAGUCCUCAAACUGAAAUGUCACACUUGGUUUGUGGGUUAGGGCUUCCCUUCCCACCUGGCUCCACCAGACUAGCCUUCCCAAGACGUAGCCACCGAGUCUUCUUCCUGCCACUUCUCACCCUCAGAGGGCCUUGCAGGGGUCGGGGGCUUGGAGGUGAAGCGACAAAGGGCUGUGCCUACAGGAGCAAGAGAGGGCGUGGUGGGCCAGUUCCAGGGAGGGAAGGGUGAGGGAGGAAGAGGCUGAACAGCUUCUGCUUGUGUUUACAUCUGAGGGCUGAGCCUUCUCCUGGGAUCGGGUGUUCCAGUGAGCCCUGGCGCUAUUGCCUGCAGCCAAGAACUUGCGAAGGGGCCGCGGACAGGACUGCAGGAAACAUCGACCCCCCCUUCCAUUCUUAACAAUUUGAUUGAAGUGCAAUUGGGAUAAAAUUGACUGCAUACAU
This is a messenger RNA of Vicugna pacos (alpaca), 3960 nucleotides long. Lineage: Eukaryota; Metazoa; Chordata; Mammalia; Artiodactyla; Camelidae. The record is from RefSeq and is a predicted model, not a curated record.